AAAUCACUCACCUCUCAAACAUCAUCCAAGUAAAACAUUUGGAAGCUAAUCAGCGUCUACAGAGAAACAAAUAAAAUGGAUCUUCGCUCGUGUUUGAUCGUUUUGGGCUGUGUUGUUGUCCUUCAAGCGUCUGCUGUCGUCCCAAAAGCUGGUGAAGAACAAACAAGGGACAAGCGCGGAUUUGCCAGUGGUGGCGGUGGAUAUGGCGGAGGUGGCAGCUCUGGAUACGGCGGAGGAGCCGGCGGUGGAGCUGCUGGAUAUGGAGUAGGUUACGGUGGUGCCGCAGCUAUUGCACAGGAAGCUGCCAAUGCAGCCAAGGCAGCACAGAACGCACAGGCCGGAGCUGCAGCUCAGGCAGCUCAGCAGGCUAAGGCAACUCUUGCUGCCCAAGCUGUCCAGGCAGCCCAGCAGGCCCAGGCUGUUGUAGCAGCCAAACAGGCACAAGCCGCCCAAAUCUCCCAAGCCGCUCAAGCUGCGCAGGCCGCAGCUUUUGCUGAAUCGGCUCAAGCCGCCCAAGCAGCUCAAGCAGUUCAGGCAGCCGAAGCCACCAAAGUUCAAGCUCUGCAACAAGCCCAAGCUCUCGCUGCUGCCGCUAAGGCUGCACAGUCUCAUGCUGCGCAAGCAGUCGCCGCUCUCCAAGCCUCUCAAGCCCAACAAGCGUCACAAGCACAGAUGGCCUAUCAGGCUCAGGCAAACGCCCAAGCAUUGGCCUAUAAACAACAAGCUGCAUUGGCUGAUCUUGCAGCUGCCCAACAAGCCGCCAACAAGGCUUACUCCGCCGCCCAAGCCGCACAGGCGACUGCAGUUGGUGGUGGUGGAUCCUAUGGUGGAUUUGGCAGCGGUUACGGUGGAAGCUCUGGAGGCUGCCCGGCUUGUUAAGCUGAACCCUCACGUACUCCCGAAAUAUUGGCUGUAUUUUUGCAAUUUACGUCACCUAUCGUUUAAGUGCACUGUGGAAGAUUGUUUAGUACCAGAUUAUUCACCAUUUAUUGAUGGUUGCAACUGUAUCACUGUUACGAAAAAAAUAAUAAAUUUAAAGAGAAUAAAAUUUCACUAUGCAAAA
Daphnia carinata is the source of this 1063-nucleotide messenger RNA. Its product is annotated as glycine, alanine and asparagine-rich protein-like. The record is from RefSeq and is a predicted model, not a curated record. The transcript is spliced from 3 exons. Lineage: Eukaryota; Metazoa; Arthropoda; Branchiopoda; Diplostraca; Daphniidae. Bases 76 to 879 code for a protein of 267 amino acids.